CCGCGCCGACAGUGAAUGUGACUCGCAACAACAGCAGGUUUCUCGGUUUCGCUAAGAGGGAAGAGGACAUGUCAGCCUAAACAUAAGAACCCCCCUUCUCUUUUACUCAUAGGGUUUGUAUCCUGCAUUUAAAAAAGAAAAGAAGACGAAAAAUGCUCCAGUCGGUUGCCAGUAGUUCAUGCGCGCGGCUCAUCCAGAGCCACAAAUCGACGUGGUAUUUUUUGUUUCUGGUGCUGGGCUACAUCCUUUAUCUCAUCUUCGGGGCUAUGGUCUUUUCGUCUGUAGAGAUGCCUUACGAAAAAGCCUUACGCCAGGAACUCACGACCAUGAAAAGGCAGUUCCUGCAGGACAAUGAGUGCAUCACCGAGGAGAGUCUGGAACGCUUUCUCAAGGAAGCCCUGGAAGCCAGUAAUUACGGCGUCUCCAUCCUUAACAGCACCGCUACCAAUUGGAACUGGGACUUUACCUCUUCACUCUUCUUUGCCAGCACCGUGCUGUCCACCACAGGUUAUGGUCACACAGCACCAUUGUCAGAGGGUGGCAAGGCCUUUUGCAUCAUCUACUCUGUGUUCGGCAUCCCGUUCACCCUUCUUUUCCUCACCGCCGUGGUACAAAGGAUCAUGGUUUACAGCACAAGGAGGCCCAUCUCAUACAUCCACAUGCACUGGGGCAUUUCUAAACCUCUGGUGGCCAUCAUCCACUCUUGUCUACUCGCUUUGCUGGCCGUUUCUUGCUUCUUCCUCAUUCCAGCGGCCAUCUUCUCAGCACUGGAGGAUAACUGGAACUUUUUGGAGUCUUUCUACUUCUGUUUCAUCUCUCUCAGCACUAUUGGAUUGGGAGAUUAUGUGCCAGGAGAGGCAGCUAACCAGAAGUUCAGGGAGCUCUACAAACUGGGAAUCACUUUCUACUUGAUCCUGGGCCUGAUCGUCAUGCUGGUUGUCCUGGAGACAUUCUGUGAGCUGCAGCAGCUGAAACAGCUCAGAAAGAUGUUCUACCUGAAAAAGGAGAAGACGCACGACCGCCUGACCAUCCUUGAACACGACCAGCUGGCAUUCACCUCCAUGCCAGACAGGAUGCACGGUGACGACAAGACCCACAUGUUCGUUAGUGUCUCUAGUCUGCCGUCUCGCAGCGACGAGCUUUGUAUUCAGUAAUGAUGGAGCCAUUUUAAAGAAUUCACUUUUUUUUUUUCAAUUGCAGUUAUAGCUCACGCGACAAAACUUCAUUAUGAGCUGCCUGUCAUUCAAAGCAUCUUUUGAAACAUUCUAGAAAGCCAAUUUACAACAAAGCUAAAAAUCAGGAGAAUUUAUCAAUAACUUCUCAAGCAAAUAGUAUGUGUUCUAUUAUAUAGAUAUACUGGCUUAAUUGAGUGUGGACAAUUGCUUCAAAGUAUAAAGUUCUUUGGUCUAUAGGAGUUAAGACAUGCAUGACUGAUUGAAUAAACAGGUAUGGGGUGUAUACAAAAUGUUCAUUGACAAUUGCUCUGUAACGCUUCUGUAUGCCUCUACUGAGCUCUUUGCGUAGCUGACUGGAAAAGGUUUAUAAAGGAAAUUUGCAAUUAAUGCAAAAAUCCUGUUGGACUUAAUGUCCUAAAAGUUGUGUUGUUUUACUUCAAAAAUCAAUUUUAAGUAUCUGACAGGCACUUAAAAAAAUCAUAAAAGUGAUUUUGUCUGUGCUACUUUGUUGUAAUGAAGGUGUGACGUCAUUCAGAGAUUUUUCUUUUUUUUUUUUUGUCACCAUGUAUGUGCUGUAAUCAUAUUCUUACGUGCUUAUUUAUGUUGUGGGAUUGUACCCAUUUUAAUUUAUUGACUUGUCUGAUAUGCUGUGUCUAAAGUGCACACAGCUAUUGAGAAAAGGGAUGUAAGGUUUGUCUUAAUGAAUAAGGGAGGUACAUUUCCACACGUAUGAGACCCAGCCAAAAUUGCAGAUGUGAUUUUCAAUCUCUCAGAUGUAUAAUAAGUUGAGUAAGGGGGGCAGAUUGUAAAUGUUACGAGGAAGGAAAAAGCCAGGCAAAACCCAACAAAAUGAGUUUACAUGAUAAAUCCCUUCUCAGUUAUCUAUAAAAUGAUUUCAUGCUAGAAGUAAAAUGCUAUGGUGAAAGUAUUGAUAUUUAAUUCAAUACGCUUUGUUAUUGUCUUUUGCUACAGGUUACCAUACCGUCCAGGAAUAUGCUGAUAUUCAUAUGUUUAUGAUCUUUACAAUUCAGCGAGUUUAGCAUAGCUAAACUCAGUUGGGUCAUAGUGGAUAGUAAAGUGUUCUGUAAGUGCUAGCGACAAUUUCUCCAUCAUGUUACCAAGGUAUUUGAUACAUUUGAGGAAUUUCAUUGAAUUGUGAACUAUUUUAUGUUAGCUGGUCUGCUGUUUUCUUUAUCUUUGUAAGACAUUUCAUUGGUCUGUGGAUGCAUUGUGUAAAUAUAUUUGUGACCACAAUGGGACCUAUUUACAAAUACUGUACUGACAAAGUGAGACAGCCUUUCUGUGUAUAAAUCUCUGGUCAUGUCCAUAACUUUUCAAAGAGCAAAUGUGUAAACCUUUAAUUCCAUUGUAAAAUCCAUUAGCUGUAUGGCAUUUGUUCCAGUACAAUAAAGUGCAGGGUAUUUUGUUUUGAAUUGUUUGGUAUAUUUAAUUCGCUUUUUUUUUUUUUUUUUUUAAUCUUUCAGAAGCAUCUUGUGAAACAGUUUUUUUUAGAUGAUUGCAAAUGUACUGUACCACAAAUAUAAAAGUUACAAUGAUGCUAGGUUGAAAAUGAAAUAGUCUAAAAGCAAUGACUGUGCUUAAAUGCAGGCUUUUAGUUUUUUGUUGUUGUUUUUUUUUAAAUGGAGGUACUUGAAUAAAUUAUUUUUGUUAGUCAUCUCUCCAAAACACAUUAUCACUUUGUUCAGCAGUCAUUACGGUUUUAUCCACGGCCAAAUGGGAUUACAUUCAAAACUGCACAAGAGGCCAACAUAUUCCUUAAAGUGUGCAUAAAACGGACCAUUUUCCCAAAAACUAAGCAAACUCAAUAAGUGUUGAAAUACAUUUGUUUGUACGUUAACGACCAUGACCCAAAUUACAACAAAUUUUCCUUAUAUUGUAUACUGAAAUCCAAUGCUUCCUUUUACUGUUAUUGUAUGGCCCCAGGUGACAGGUCACGCUUCAUGCAGAAAGAUGCAACACAUAUAUUUGAGAUUUUGUGUUUUUUAUUAGAAACAUUGGUGAUGCAAUUACAGGUCUCUCUCGCUCCUCAGCAAUUGAAGUUAAUGAUUAACGAUGAGCCUCUGGCAAAGUAUUUAUUGCACAUCAUGAGAACACAACUAACCGGGGAUGUGCGCUAAUUGGAAAUAACUGUGUAACACUCAGACUCAGCAGUGUAUAAAAAAACGUGCCUGUUCAUUUGCAUAAUGAAGUCAAAAGAAAUGAUAAAUGAUCUCAUUAGAAGGUUUUUUUUUUAAUAUGCUAGAAUGAUUAACUGCCUUUCAACAACACAUUCAUAAAGUUUAAACCCAUUUUCAUCUGAAAACCAAACACGAUAUGCAAUCAAUAGGUCUACUGAAAAGCAACAAACAAAAUAGUUGAAUCACAGCAAACAUUUGUUGGAUCUUUUGUGGAGGAAAGGAACAUUUCAAAUGAUAAUGAAAAGGAUGUACAACUCGAUGAAAAUUGCAUAAACUGUUUGAAAUAUUCACCUUAAAUGUUUAAUAAUAACAUCUUUAUUUUUGUGCAGUGUCGUCAUUUUCCAAAUACUGCACUCAAAUUCCAAACAUACAGUAGAGGCAUCGUCGUGUAUAAAAUACAGUUACAGUGCUGGCCAAAAGUUUUGGCACCCCUGCAGUUCUGUCAGAUAAUGCUCAAUUUCUCCCAGAGAAAUUGGGAUUCUUGA
Molecule: messenger RNA, 3858 nt
Organism: Corythoichthys intestinalis (scribbled pipefish)
Lineage: Eukaryota; Metazoa; Chordata; Actinopteri; Syngnathiformes; Syngnathidae
Gene: kcnk1b
Product: potassium channel, subfamily K, member 1b
Exons: 3
Coding region: 153-1154 (333 amino acids)
Biological process (GO): stabilization of membrane potential; potassium ion transmembrane transport
Cellular component (GO): plasma membrane
Molecular function (GO): potassium ion leak channel activity; outward rectifier potassium channel activity
Source: RefSeq, a predicted model, not a curated record